CAGGCUUCAAGACAGCUGAGCCCCACUAGACACCCAAAAAACCCAUGGCUCUGGUUGCAUCUUUCAACAUGACCAGUCCGCAGCCUGCCACAGAAGGAGGAACUUCCGAAGUUGAGAUCAUCUCCCAACAAGUAGACGAAGAAACCAAGAGCAUUGCUCCUGUGCAGCUGGUGAACUUUGCCUAUCGGGACUUGCCCCUGGCUGCGGUUGACCUCUCCACGGUGGGCUCGCAGCUCCUGUCAAACUUGGAUGAAGAUUACCAAAGAGAAGGGUCUACCUGGCUGAAGCCGUGCUGUGGGAAGAGAGCAGCCGUGUGGCAGGUAUUUUUGCUCAGUGCAAGUGUCAACAGUUUCCUGGUAGCCUGUGUAAUAUUGGUGGUGAUUCUCCUGACUCUGGAACUUCUAAUAGAUAUAAAGCUUCUCCAGUUUUCCAGUGCAUUCCAGUUUGCUGGCGUGAUACACUGGAUCAGUCUGGUCAUUCUCUCAGUGUUCUUCUCAGAGACUGUUCUUCGGAUUGUGGUGCUCGGGAUCUGGGAUUACAUUGAAAACAAAAUAGAGGUGUUUGAUGGGGCUGUGAUCAUCCUGUCCUUGGCCCCGAUGGUGGCGUCCACUGUGGCUAAUGGGCCCAGGAGCCCCUGGGAUGCCAUCAGCCUCAUCAUCAUGCUCCGGAUCUGGCGGGUGAAGAGGGUCAUUGAUGCCUACGUCCUGCCUGUGAAGGUGGAGAUGGAGAUGGUCAUCCAGCAGUACGAGAAGGCCAAGGUCAUCCAGGACGAGCAGCUGGAGAGACUGACGCAGAUCUGUCAGGAGCAAGGGUUUGAGAUCCGGCAGCUGCGGGCGCACCUGGCGCAGCAGGACUUGGACCUGGCGGCCGAGCGCGAGGCGGCGCUGCAGGCCCCUCACGUGCUCAGCCAGCCGCGCAGCCGCUACAAGGUGGUGGAGGCCGGCACGUGGGCCGAGGAGACCGCGGACGAGAGCGUUGUGGAGGAGCUGCAGCCCGCGCAAGAAGCUGCAGUGAAAGAUGACAUGAACAGCUACAUCAGCCAGUACUACAAUGGGCCCAGCAGUGACAGCGGUGCCCCAGAGCCAGCUGUGUGCGUGGUCACCACGGCGGCCAUAGACGUUCACCAGCCCAUCUCCUCUGACCUCUUUUCUGUCGAUGUGCCCCUGAAGCUUGGCGGCGAUGGUCCCUGCGCCAGCGCCACCUCUGAGAGCGCCUCCCACUCCACUCGCGGCUCCGUCACCCAGGCCCAGAGUGACAGCAGCCACAUGCUGGCCUCCUCCACGGACUGCAGCACUGCCCGCGAGGAGCCGUCCUCUGAGCCUAGCCCCUCCCCCCUGCCACUGCCGCCACCACCUCAGCAGGAGACGGCAGAGGCCACAGUCCAGGACCUGUUGUCCUCCCUGUCAGAGGACCCCUGCCCAUCCCGGAGGGCCUUGGACCCAGCCUCCCUUGCCCGGCCCAGCACAGCAGGCUUGGCCCAAACCAGCCCCGAGCUGGAGCACAGGGUAAGUCUGUUCAACCAGAAGAACCAGGAGGGCUUCACUGUCUUUCAGAUCAAGCCUGUCAUCCAUUUCCAGCCUGCUGCACCUGUGCUGGAGGAGAAGUUCAGAUCUUUGGAAUCCAAAGAGCAAAAGUUGCACAGGGUCCCUGAAGCCUAG
Molecule: messenger RNA, 1658 nt
Organism: Mesoplodon densirostris (Blainville's beaked whale)
Lineage: Eukaryota; Metazoa; Chordata; Mammalia; Artiodactyla; Ziphiidae
Gene: TMEM266
Product: transmembrane protein 266
Exons: 10
Coding region: 45-1658 (537 amino acids)
Cellular component (GO): plasma membrane
Molecular function (GO): voltage-gated channel activity
Source: RefSeq, a predicted model, not a curated record